Molecule: messenger RNA, 1440 nt
Organism: Rotaria sordida
Lineage: Eukaryota; Metazoa; Rotifera; Eurotatoria; Philodinida; Philodinidae
Source: the annotation of a GenBank genome assembly
AUGCAACAACCUUCACCGAUAAAACUUAUUUAUGAUUUAGCUCGACGAAAUAAAAUAUUUAUUAAAUAUCGACUGGAAAAAGAGUCAGGUCCAGCUCAUGCAAAAAUGUAUACAAUUCGACUUUAUGUGGGUGAUAAAGACUAUGUUAGUGCUGAGCGUAGUAUUAAAUUAGCACAGCGUGCAGCUGCUCAAUUAGCUCUUGACGAUCUUCGAAAUUUACUGAUUACAAAUAACUAUGAUCAAGAUAUUUCACAAAUAAAUGUCUUUCAAUCACCAACUGUUGCAUUAAAUACAUGGGCUAAUCGAAAUCAUAUUUCAACACAUUAUGUUUUACUCAAUGAACGUUUAAAAUCAACAUCAUCAAAUUAUUCUCGUAGUCUUUUUUAUUAUCGUCUUUAUCUUGGUCAUGAUUUAUAUUUUGAUGGACAUGCUUAUACACAUCAACAAGCUCGUACUAAUUGUGCACUUAAUGCUUUAUAUUUCUUACGUCAAAAUCCAAUAUCAACACAACAAUUAAAUAUUUUAUCAUCAUCAUCAUCAUCAUCAUCUAUUUCAAAAAACAAUCAUCAAACAAAAUCUGAUAUAUCACUUAUGUAUGAACGUGCUAAACAACUUGGUCUUUCUGUUCAUAGGAAAUUUGAUGAUCCAUUUACUGUUACAUAUCAAAUUGGUGAAAACUAUUCAACAACUGGUAAUGGUUAUAAUAAGCAAUCAGCUAAACAAUUAGCUGCAAAAAAAAUGUUAGAAAUUUUACCAUUAAAUCAUAUUCAAGAAAAUUUCAAUCCAAUAACACGUAUUUAUCAAUUAGCUCAACAACGACAAGUUAAAAUUGAAUUUAUACAAUUAUUUAAUAAAGAAAAUUUUACUUUUCAAAUUAAAUUUGGUAAUAAUGAUAUAGCUGAAGGUUAUGGUAAAACAAAAAAAUUAGCUAAACAAAUUGCUGCUAAAAUAUUACUUGAAAAAUUAGAUUCUAUUAUUAUUUUACCACCACCACCAAUUAAAGGUUUACUUAAACGAGAUGGAAAUAAUGAUAAUAUAAAUAAACAAGAAAAAAAACAUGUACAUUUUGUUGAAGAAAUUAUUGAAAAAGAUGAACGAAGAUCUUGUAAAUCAUCAUCAUCAUCAUCAUCAACAAUUUCAAAAUCAUAUAAACAACAAUUAAUUGAAGCUUGUGAAAAAUUAAAUAUUCAUGUUGAAUAUUUAGAUAAAAUGAAUGAAAAUGAGAAUGCCGGUAGUUCACGAUAUCAAUCAAUAGUUAGUUUAUCAACUGAUGAUCGUCUUCUUGCACAAUUUCGUGGUCAUGGUCCAUCAUUAAUACGUGCACAAGAAAAUGCUUCAUCAGCUAUUUGGAAUAAUUUAAAACAAUUAUUUAAUGGAUCUAUUCAAGUACCAAAAUCGAAAAGAAAUGAAAAAAAUUAUCGACAAAUUUCUGUUGAAUAA